Messenger RNA from Podarcis lilfordi (Lilford's wall lizard), 4434 nucleotides. Lineage: Eukaryota; Metazoa; Chordata; Lepidosauria; Squamata; Lacertidae. The record is from the annotation of a GenBank genome assembly.
AACUGCUCCGUCCUCCCCGCCUUUCUCUGCCUGCUUGCCCAGUCUGGGCUGCCUGCUGGUUCUCAUGAGAAAGAGCGUUUCAGGAGCUGCGAACGCCGUUUGCUUUAUUACUGAGCAAAACCCGAGUUGUACAAACAGCUACCAGAGAAGGUGAGAGAAGCAAACACAACCUCUAAAAAUGCACAGCAUACACUAUACAGUAGAGUUGCCAGAUUUAAGCCUUAUAUGGGUGUUUUUUGUUUUGGAGCUGUUGGCACUCCUGCUUCCCCUGUUUAUCAUGGAAGAAUCCCAACUUUUCAGUACUUGCCCUGGUAAAACGGUGCUCCCCGUUUUUGCUUUCGGGAGGGAGAUGUCGGGGAGAUGUUUUCUAAAUGUUAUUAUUAUAGGCACCCGUGUUGAAGUUUCAGGCCCAGCUCUCUGUUGCUUCUUAAGAGCACCUGCGCUUUUGCAUUGCAGCUGUUCUAUUUAAAGAAAUAAAAUGCAAUCAGGUCCAUCCACAUGUUGAAGAUAGUUGAUAUAAUUUUUAAAGGGUAAUGUAAUAGACAGCAGGUGGAGAAGACCAAUGUGUAUGUGUGAUGUGGUUGCCCAUCUGUUUUUAAGAGAGUUGAUUGUUGUGGAAUGUGGAACAGAUCUUCAGAACAAGUGGGAUUUGGCAGCACUGCCUUCAGCUGUGGAACUUCUUGCAGGUCUAAGAGGGGCAUCUUAUGUUCUUUCCCAAAGAAGCAGGAAUGUUAGAAGCAGCAUAAACACAAUGUGAGAUCUAGGCAGCUCUCUCACCAAGACAAUUUGAUGACUUCCUGGGUUGGUUUCUGUAGGCUUAGCCUGUGGACAUUUUUUGCACAGUGACUGUGUAAAUUAUAAUUCUGACAGCACCUUUUCAUGCUUUGUUUGAAAUGGUUAUCACUUCCAGUAAUGAGAGUCGAGAUAUGCUAAAUAUAUGAUUUUUCCUCUCUCUCUCCACCCACUUGGUGCCAGUUCACACAUGACAUAUUAUCUACAAGAGUGUGGCAUGUGUGUAAUACACUGAUGUGGGAAGGUAAUGCAAGUUAUUUGUUGGAAAAGUGCUACCACUAGUAACCACAUGUAUACCCCUGGCAAAACAAACACUUGUGUGAUCAUCACAUGUACUGGUACACGUGGAUCCUCCACUCUUUAUAUCAUUGUACAUAUUUGUAAGGGAAAGAUUAAAGCAGCCCUCAGGUAGUGGUGGAAAUGGAACUGAAAAGCAGGUCGUAUGCACUGAAAGCUUGGAGGGUGCUGCAACACAGACAGUCCCUGUUAUCUCCAUAUAGGACUGUUAUCUCCAUAUAGGACUGUCUGAGCAUGCUUCCAGUUCCACAUAAGGGAUUAAUAAUACAAAUUGGAUAUUUGGACAUCACUAACGAAUUGUUGGCAGCAGCUUUUUUUUUUUUUAAAUGGGUUUUAUACAGAAAGGAUAAAUCCGAAAUAAAUUGGGUGGAGGUUGGGGUGGAAUAGGAGCUGACAUUUUGAUGCUGAUCACAUCAUGUGGAUUCUGUUGAAAACUUGUGUACAUGAGCAGCACCGAUCUCACAAUAAACAGCUGCCUGGCAGCACACUAAAACCCUGGAGAGCCACUGCCAGACCAAACUAAACUAGAUGGACCAAAUUUUUGACUUGGUGCAAGGCAGCUUCCUGUGUUGUUAAAAGCUGAAGUGGAAAUUUACUGGUUUAACAGUGGCUGCCUUUGGAUCCUUUAUUCAGCUUCCUAGAGUCCCUCCAGGAAGGACAGUCAAUGAAAAUGAAGGAUGCUUUUGGUUAUUCAUGGUGCAUUUACUGACUCCAGGAAAUUUGUUUGGGUCAGGGCCUGUCUACCCCAUGAAAACCAGAGCCCUUCACUGUUGUUAGCCUGUAGUGGUGCUGUUUUGAGAUGUGUGUGAUGCUAAAUUAAUGAGGAACAUGAAGGAAUUCCAUGGGGUCAGAUGUGGGAAGGCUGGGAGGGGGCAGUCAAGUUGCUCACCAUAAUUUAGGAAGAUAGGACAGAAGACCUCCAAAUACCUCAUGGUUAUACUGUACAAUUAUGUGAUUCUGGCGACAAAUUAAGCGCACCUUGCAUACAAAAAACAGAGCCUGCUCUAACAUUCGAGCUAUGAAUUUGUUACAAAUGCUAGACAGGAUUUGGUUUGGUUUUUAAAAAACUUAAAAGUCUGUACUUCGAAAUGAAAGUUUACCUUUAUCAACACCCCCUCUCUGCAGAUUUGAUUCUUACCUUAGUUCUUCCCACCUCAUUGUAAGUCUUGGGGGCCCAAAUAACUCUGGUGGCUUGGUUUGAAAAACCAAUACAUUUUGUUAAUUUAAACUCCCCCUCCCUGCCCUACAGUACAAUCUGCCAACGGAGGGAAGUAAAAACAGCCGGGGACCUUCUGGGAGUUACAGAGAGCAAGACGCUUUUGCCUUGUAAUGUGAGCCAGUCUUCAAGAAGGGCAGGUGGUUAUGCUUUGCAUUAUGCAAAGCAGCUGAGAGGCAGCCAAGCUCUCUCUAGUAACCAGCCGCGGAGUGAGCUGUGUUCGAUGUGUGCUAGUGCAGUUUCUCUCUCUCCAGGUGCUGGGGAUGGAUUUCAAGGACAGCGCUCAGCUGAUUGGCCCAGAGCAUCCUUCGGUCUCCUGCACUCCUCCCUCCACACAUAUUCCCCACAGCAGAGAUUGGAGGAGACAGUCGAGACUGUGUGUGUGUGCAGUGUGGCAGGAGGGAGUGUAAAUAAAUGGAAAGAUGAGCUGGGAUGCUGUGCACACAGCAGCAAUUCAGCCGGGAGAAGUUGAUGAGCAAAGAGUGUGGAGGCGAACUUGCAGAGCUACUGGGGAAGGAGACGCUGCUCUCUGAAGCCGGGUCACAUAAAGACCAGGCACACAUUGCUUCAUCACACAUUGAGGACUUAAAAGCAACUUGUCUCCCCCUCCGCCCAAGCAAACACAUCCACACAGACAGGCACAGAACCAUGUCUUUGGCAGUGAAGGAGAAGAGCCAAGUGCGCCUAGUGUUUCUGGGUGCAGCCGGGGUUGGCAAGACGGCCCUGAUCCGGCGCUUCUUGCAGGACACUUUUGAGCCAAAGCAUCGGCGAACAGUAGAGGAGAUGCACACCAAGGAGUUUGAGGUGAGUGGAGCCACCAUCAAGGUUGAGAUUCUGGACACCAGUGGUAGCUACUCCUUCCCAGCGAUGCGCAAACUCUCCAUCCAGAACAGCGAUGCCUUCGCUUUGAUCUAUGCUGUGGAUGAUGCAGAGUCCUUUGAGUGUGUGAAGACUUUGCACGAGGAGAUCCUUGAGCUGAAAGAGGACAAGUUCCCUCCCAUCGUAGUGGUGGGCAAUAAGGCAGAAGCCGGUGGGCUUAGACAGGUAUUGCCCGAGGACGCCCUCUCCUUGGUGGAGCUUGACUGGAACAGCCGUUUCCUGGAGGCAUCUGCUAAGGAGAACGAGAACGUGGUGGAGGUCUUCCGGGAGCUGCUUCAUCAAGCCAACCUGCCCAGCCGGCUGAGCCCUGCCCUCCGCAGGAGACGUGAGACCUUCCCUAAGGAGCCCCCACUGCGGCCCCCCAUGAACAAAGCCAAUAGUUGUACUGUCUGUUGAACUAUGUGAGAAUGAUAGCUGCAUGGGUUUUUGAGAACUUUGGUGACCUGUGUUUAGAGAUCAGGUUGCACCUGUCACAACAGCACUGUGGCACUCUGUCAUUUUGGGGCUCAGGAGCUGUUUGUGAACCUUGAUGGCUUGUCGUCGUGACAUAGUAAUUUCAGCUUUAGUGCCCCCAAGUCACCAAUGUUUGUGCCCAUUUCGUGCAUUUGAUUUUGAGUUGCAACCCAAGAAUUGGGAAGCCUGCGAUGCUGUGCACAGUGUAAUGUCUCUAAUUCUGGCCUGUUCUGCGGAUCCAAGCUGUUAUUGUAUAAAUUGGAAGAUAUGUCCCUUAAGUCAUGGAAGUGGAUGCCCCAGGAGUGAAAGAUGAAUGGCCGAACAGACCAGUUUUUGAGGCAACAUGGCUGAUGUUGACAAGGUCCAUAGCAUGAACUUAGAAGGGAAGAAUUUGAGGGCUCCUCUAGGAAACAUUUAAUUCCUGGGACACCUACUUAUCUUUCCCUGUUGCAUUGAUUUCUUUGUGUUUUGAGUGACUGAACAGACACGGUGUGCUUGAAGAUGGGAAAGAAAAGACAUUGUUGGUGCCUAUUGAACAUCCGGUGUGUGUGUGUGUGUGCCUCCCCCAAAACAGUGGGUUUUGUUUUUUGUUUUGCUUCAAAUGUGUGCAUUGACCAUUUGCAUGCAUGUGCUUUUGUGCAGACUUUGUUUAAACUGAGCUCACCAUUGUCUGAAGCACCUCUGCAUUGUGGAAAGAAAUACAUGUCACCCAGUGGGUCAGUCUGUGCCUGAGUAGGUAUGAUUUUAAUUUCCAACUUUUCAAGGGUUGUAACUAAUAAAAGAAAACUCAAACACCA